Molecule: messenger RNA, 1884 nt
Organism: Malassezia vespertilionis
Lineage: Eukaryota; Fungi; Basidiomycota; Malasseziomycetes; Malasseziales; Malasseziaceae
Gene: IZH3
Product: inc metabolism membrane protein
Exons: 2
Coding region: 1-1884 (627 amino acids)
Cellular component (GO): membrane
Molecular function (GO): signaling receptor activity
Source: RefSeq, a predicted model, not a curated record
AUGCCUACCCUCAAGAAAGUCGGAGUACGGAGCGCCUCGGCUGGCUCGCCGAAGGUGAGCACUGCAUCAGGAGUUUCUGCGCGUCGCGCAUAUGCCGAGCAAGCUUUGCGCCAUCGCGUUGUCCCAGAUGCUUCGGAUCUUGCCAAGAUUGCCGACUCGCUUGACGGCGCCGUCGUGCGGAGUGUCACAGCGACAGAGCACGAAUUGGCGGUGCUAGACGCACAAGUGUCGUUUUCAUGUGACGGUCGUUCGGUGGUUGAUUUUCUAGACCUCUCUGUCUCGCUGCCAUUUUGGCUCGCAUAUGUGCGCGCAGAAGCGAAGCGGCACAUGCUCGAAAUUCAAAGGCGCAUUCACUUGCUUUUUGAGAGACACAAGAUUGGCAAAACAGCGUUUAGCUGGAUUUUUGUCGAGAUCAUGGAACAGAUCGAUAUGGUCUACCAUGCCAUCCCGAAUAUGGCCGAACACCUUCCUUUUGCGCAUGGCGCAAGACUGUACAGCAAGGUGCCAAAAAACAAAGAACUUUCCAGGCAGAUGCAGGCGCUUAUUGCAGAUUGGGAGCGCCGUGCAAGUACGUUUGACCCCAACCUGUUUGUAACCAACGCCGCAUUUUCGCCCCAGACCCUGGCCGCCUACGACGGCACUACCUCGCUCGACCAGAACACUCUGCCUCCCUUGUCGUACGCAAUGUCGCUUUUUCAUUUCCCGACUGGGUGGGCAGAACAAAUACAACAUCUUCCGGAGGCAACCGCACACGUCGCAACAGAAGCGUGGCAUCGCUUGGACGCGUUCCUCGAUCGCGUCAACAAUGUCACGCUUGUUCCCCUGCGCGAAACUUCACACUCGCUGAACUUGGGCGCGCAUAUACCAUCGCGACUUGCGAGCCUCGAGUUUCCUGCAUCCGAGUUGCUACACAAGUUUGAACAAACACUGGACACCGUCACAGAGCGAUCUCGUGCCGGUGCGACAGGGUUUGUGCACCGUGCAACGUUAGCCGUGCAAGAUGUUGAAGAGGCGCUGUACUAUGCAGCGAGGGAAGUUGCAAACGGCGGCAAGGAACUCAUCCAUUACAACGCGCUGCCGUAUGCUUGGAGAAACAACGACUUUAUAUUAACGGGCUACCGCUUUAUUCCGCUCGAAAAUUGGCGAUAUAUAUUGAAGAGCACGUUUGAAUUACACAACGAGACCGGCAAUAUUCAUACACACGUGCUGGGUCUUGCCAUUAUCAUCGUUUUGUACUGGUUCUCUGGCGUACUUGAUCCGCACACCACAUUGAUGGACCGCUGGAUUCAAACCUUGUAUCUGCUUGCAGCGGCCAAGUGUCUUUUGUGCUCGAUCUCGUGGCACAUUAUGUCUGGCUGCUCCAACAGGCAAUGGUUUGAAUGUUUUGCGUGUAUCGAUUACACGGGCAUUUCAUGGCUUGUGGCUGCCUCAAUCCUUUCGCUUGUCUACAAUGGCUUCUACUGCCAGCCUUUUCUGAUCGCGCUUUAUUCCACAGGUUCAUUUUUGCUUGGCACCAUUAUGGGAGUCGUGCCUUGGGCGCCAUGGUUCAACGACCCAAAGAAUCGCACCAUCCGGAUUUGGAUGUUUAUCGUAAUGGCACUGAUGGGCAUUGUCCCUUUUAUACACGGGGUAUAUUUGCAUGGAACCAGUCCCGUGCUUCAAUUCUACGGGCCCGUAUUCCCUAGCCUUUUGUCGUACAUCGUCGGCGUCGCAUUUUACGGACUGCGGUUCCCCGAACGUUUUGCUCCGGGACGCUUUGACCUGAUCGGCCAAUCACACCAGCUAUGGCACGUCGCCAUUGUCCUUGCCAUCUGCUUGCAUUACCGUGCGAUCCUCAUUUUCCACGAGAACCGUUUCGAGUACAGCUGCAAGCUGGCUCUGUGA